CUAUCUCUAUAUAUGUAUAUACGUGUACAUGUAUAUUUAAUUUAUGAUCGAUACGGCGUACAGACGGACAAUGCCCAUUGAGUAGUGAAGAAUUGAAAAUGAGGGAUUUUAUAUUUACAAUAAUAUUGUCCGCCUGUCUGGCGUUGACAGGCGCACAAAUGGACACUACAGUAUGCACUGGCCAAAUACCAGGGCCAAACGAUCCACCACUGCCACCAAGCUUGCCAAACCAGUUUGAGGUUCACGUUGAGGCUAACAUUAACAACCGUAACUACACUACCAGCUACCAUAUAUAUUACGACCAGGUCAAUAACAAGGUGGCCACUCAUGUCGACAACGCCGGUACGAAUACCGAGGACCUCUACAGAUUCGAUACUAACGAGUUUUUCCAUGUCGAUCGAGACAAUGGUAUAUGCACGGUUCAACCAUUGUUACGUUCCCCUCAGUUGUUCCUGUUUGGAACACCAGUCGGGGAUAAAGCGGUCAUGAAAACGCCCAGUGAAGUUCUUCACUUUAAUGAGACCGGAAUUCAACAGAAAUGGAUAAACCAAACAGUAGUGCGCGGGAUCACGUGCAAUUUAUGGCGGUCAUGUCUGUACUGGGAUAGCACGAAAUCUACCAUGGUAGUUGACUGGUACUUUAGUGCUCCACUUUGGCAAACAGCUCGAUUAACGCCUCAAUUACCUGUGCGCGCGCAUGUUUACGGCAAUACCUUAAUGUCCAAUGGUAAAAGACGAACAUUUGAUCAUAUGUAUGAAUUUGCUGACUUCAUCACAAGUCCAAGAAAACAUAUGACAGCGUUUGAGACGCCCACCGGAGUUUAUUGUCCAAGAGCGAAGAACAUUAAACCUUUACCGACACCUACCUCAUCUUUUCAUUUCACCGCCGAGAUUAUUUACGGACAGUCUAUUUCCCGCAUUAAGGAAUGGUAUGACAGCGACAUGAACCUUGUACGUUACGAUUACGAUCCUCUAGGAGCUGAUAGAAAAUACGGGUCUCUACCUUUAACACAGGUGCACGACUUUACUACAGGUGUUGCGUACGUUAUUGAUACUUUGAGAGGGAACUGCACAGCGACGCCAAUUGCUAAUACUGGAUUUGACGUCAGAAAUGCAGAUCCUACGCACGUGCGUAUAAGGACGUCAAAGGAGUUCUUUUACUUCGACAAAGCCUCUUACAUCUAUGAGGGACAGAGACUUGUCCGUAGUAUUACCAGUGACGUAUGGAUAGCUCAAAGAAACGAUUGGCCUAGACCGAACUCUGCUAAUUCUACGUGGGAAUGGUAUUUUGCGAAACGGAACUAUACAACUAAUGCACCAACAUCAUUUGGUAACCCGACAAGAAUGGUUUUGGAUGCUGGACUGGGUCAGCAUUAUGUUUACAAUAUUUACAACUAUCAAGAAAACCGACCAAUGAUUUGGUCGUAUGACAUCAGUAAUUGUUUUAACUACACUGAACGUAAAGACUUUUCUUUUAAACUGCCAGGAAGUUACCGAAAAACGGUCAAUGGAAAUAUGGAAGGGUUCCGUUACGCCAUCAUCAGAGCUAUCGUAAAGGCGGGAACUGUCAACAAAAUCCCACUGUCUAUGCUUCGUAUUAACAAUGUGCAGACUGACUACUCUGACAACAACGAUAUAACCGUACAAUUUACAUUAUUGGACAAGGCACCACAAAUAGGUGACGUCAGCAACCCAAAGCCGGAAAACAGUCUGGCCGUUGUCGCAAAAUCUAUUUCCGGUGCAAUAAACGCCGGCCAGAUGAUUGUGAGUCUGCAGUCGCCAACUGCUACAGCAACCAUGGUUGCGAGGCCGUUUUCACUUACACCUGGCACAGUUGUGAAAGAUGCCUAUUACAAGCAAACGCAGCAGGGAUCAACGACUACUACCGGUGUUUCCGGUGGAGCAAUGGCUGGAAUGGGCGUGGCUUUGCUGGUCGUAUUUUUCAUCAUAGGCGUGUUCGCCACAUACAUGUUCUACAGAAAACAGGGCGGGGCAUUCGGGCCCAAAAAGUUUGACAAUGAAGUGGAUAUAACAAACAGUUCUAGCUAAUGAAAAUUUACAUUUUUUACUUUUAAUUAUAUUAUACAGUAUUAUUUCACGUUACUACGUUACUAAAAAAGACAUGUGUCACGGAUGUAACAGCGAAUAAAAUACUACAAAAUAGAGAUUACAAUGAGCUAAAACAAAAUGUUAUAGUCCAUCAAUCAAAACUAAUCUAUACACAAGACAAUAACCAUCUGUUCCAACGAUGUGGAAAAUUUGUUCAAAUAGUAAUGGUGGCAGACGCUUUAUGUAAAUUUAAAUUAAUGAGCGUCUGCAUGAAUUAUAUGUCUGACCAGCUAACACGAGAUUUCAACGAGAAGUCGGCCAGUAACAAUAUUAUGCAUCAUUUUAUUUUGUGUUUAGAUAAUCUUUGUUAUCAUUCUCAAGUAAAUUGUGUCUUAUAAACUUAUUAAAAAAUACAUCAAAAACUUU
Molecule: messenger RNA, 2474 nt
Organism: Ruditapes philippinarum (Manila clam)
Lineage: Eukaryota; Metazoa; Mollusca; Bivalvia; Venerida; Veneridae
Exons: 16
Coding region: 99-2048 (649 amino acids)
Source: RefSeq, a predicted model, not a curated record